Molecule: messenger RNA, 716 nt
Organism: Salvelinus sp. IW2-2015
Lineage: Eukaryota; Metazoa; Chordata; Actinopteri; Salmoniformes; Salmonidae
Product: large ribosomal subunit protein mL41
Biological process (GO): translation
Cellular component (GO): mitochondrial large ribosomal subunit
Molecular function (GO): structural constituent of ribosome
Source: RefSeq, a predicted model, not a curated record
CACUGACUGAAUCCAACCAAUAACAAAACGUUUUAUUCUGAGGUCGGUGUCUUCGUGUGCGCUCUAUCUUCCGGUGGGCACUGUUCAAGAUUUGUCCUCCAGCUCGAGACAAACUCUUCGAUGCGAUGGGUGUAUUGAAUGCUCUUCGAAGGGGCCUUGUGAGAGGAGCAGAUCGUAUGGCUGAAUUCACCAGCAAGCGUGGCUCAAGGACUCACUACAAAGGCAGAGGGGCACAGCCAACGGGAGUACUGACCUCCAGCAGAAAAUUUGUUCCAGUACAGGCAAUGAUCCCUCAGUUUGUGGUGCCWRACUUGGAGGGAUUCAAACUCAAGCCCUACGUGUCGUACCGCACCCCGGCUGGAACGGAGCCCGCUGUCACCCCUGAGGGUCUGUUCUCUGAGACKGUGGCCCCACAGAUCCAGAAAGACUUUGAGGAAGGCUCCUUUGAUAAGGAACAGCUGGAGAAAUACGGGUUUGAACCCACACAGGAAGGAAAGUUAUUCAAACUCUACCCCAAGAACUUUAUACGAUAAGUAGUCCACCAAAUAUUAUCCAUCUGGAACUCUUGAGUGUUAAGGAUCAUUGACUUAUUUUGUUUGUGUUGGGAGAUGUGUGUUGGGAGGUCAAGAGGUUGUUUUACUGGACCCUGGUGUAUUGUGAAUGUGCUUGCUGAAWGUACUAGUAUGUGCACUUCUUAUUAAAACAUGUAUAUUAUG